UGUAGUCCUGCUUAAAAGUGAAAUGUUGAUGCUUGGAUACCUGUUUUUGCUUCUCGGUGCCAUUGACAUUCACACUACAGCAAAUAACCUGCAAGAGAAUAUUGCAAUCAACGGAAAAGCCGUACAGUCAUCUACACUCCCCUACGAGGCUAAUAAAGCCAUUGAUAAUGCUGAUUUGUACUGCACUCACACUGAAACCGAGGCAAACCCAUGGUGGAGGCUGGAUCUGAUGGAUCUACAAGUCAUUCAAGAAGUGAUCGUCACUAACAGGAUAGACUGCUGCUUUGAACAAAUCAAUGGAGCUGAGAUUCGCAUCGGAAACACUCUGGAGAACAAUGGCAACAACAAUCCUGUGUAA
Messenger RNA from Sinocyclocheilus anshuiensis, 358 nucleotides. RefSeq names its product fucolectin-1-like. The transcript is spliced from 3 exons. The coding region runs from base 23 to 358 and encodes 111 amino acids. NCBI's taxonomy places the organism in Eukaryota, Metazoa, Chordata, Actinopteri, Cypriniformes, Cyprinidae. The record is from RefSeq and is a predicted model, not a curated record.